Hipposideros armiger (great roundleaf bat) is the source of this 6766-nucleotide messenger RNA. RefSeq names its product phosphatidylinositol-3,4,5-trisphosphate dependent Rac exchange factor 2 (gene PREX2). Lineage: Eukaryota; Metazoa; Chordata; Mammalia; Chiroptera; Hipposideridae. Gene Ontology annotation, biological process: G protein-coupled receptor signaling pathway; regulation of signaling; intracellular signal transduction. Gene Ontology annotation, molecular function: guanyl-nucleotide exchange factor activity; protein binding; GTPase activator activity. Bases 16 to 4419 code for a protein of 1467 amino acids. The transcript has 38 exons. Gene Ontology annotation, cellular component: plasma membrane. The record is from RefSeq and is a predicted model, not a curated record.
CCACACCCCAAGGAUAUGCAGGCAUUCUUACACCGAAUGAACCAGUGUGCGGCAUCAAAAGUUGACAAAAAUGUCACAGAGGAAACAGUGAAGAUGCUGUUCUCAAACAUUGAAGAUAUCCUUGCUGUACAUAAGGAAUUCUUAAAAGUUGUGGAAGAAUGCUUACAUCCUGAACCUAAUGCCCAGCAAGAAGUGGGGACCUGCUUUCUUCACUUUAAGGACAAGUUUCGUAUCUAUGACGAAUAUUGUAGUAACCACGAGAAGGCACAAAAACUGCUGCUUGAACUGAACAAAAUUAGAACAAUCCGGACAUUUCUUUUGAACUGCAUGCUACUCGGAGGACGGAAGAACACAGAUGUCCCUCUGGAAGGAUAUUUAGUGACACCGAUACAAAGAAUAUGCAAGUACCCUCUCCUUUUGAAGGAGUUGCUGAAGCGGACUCCAAGGAAACAUAGUGACUACGCAGCAGUGAUGGAAGCCCUCCAAGCCAUGAAAGCUGUGUGUUCCAACAUAAACGAGGCCAAGAGGCAAAUGGAGAAGUUGGAAGUUUUAGAGGAAUGGCAAUCUCACAUUGAAGGCUGGGAGGGGUCCAACAUCACCGACACCUGCACUGAAAUGCUCAUGUGUGGCGUCUUACUGAAAAUUUCUUCUGGAAAUAUUCAAGAACGGGUGUUCUUUCUUUUUGACAACCUUUUGGUGUAUUGCAAAAGAAAACACAGACGGUUGAAGAAUAGCAAGGCAUCUACAGAUGGACAUCGGUACCUUUUCCGUGGCCGGAUCAAUACAGAAGUGAUGGAAGUGGAGAAUGUGGAUGAUGGGACAGCUGACUUCCAUAGCAGUGGACACAUCGUUGUUAAUGGAUGGAAGAUACAUAACACAGCCAAAAAUAAAUGGUUUGUGUGUAUGGCAAAAACACCUGAAGAGAAACAUGAAUGGUUUGAAGCUAUUUUGAAAGAAAGAGAACGGCGGAAAGGUUUAAAAUUAGGAAUGGAGCAAGACACCUGGGUAAUGAUCUCUGAACAGGGUGAGAAACUCUAUAAAAUGAUGUGCAAACAAGGAAACCUGAUCAAGGACCGAAAAAGAAAACUGACAACGUUCCCUAAAUGCUUCCUUGGAAGUGAAUUUGUGUCCUGGCUGUUGGAAAUUGGGGAGAUUCACAGGCCUGAAGAAGGUGUGCAUCUGGGACAAGCGUUAUUAGAAAAUGGGAUCAUCCACCAUGUUACUGAUAAACAUCAAUUCAAACCAGAACAGAUGUUAUAUAGAUUUCGCUAUGAUGAUGGAACAUUUUAUCCAAGAAAUGAGAUGCAGGAUGUGAUUUCAAAGGGCGUAAGAUUAUAUUGCCGUCUUCAUAGUCUAUUUACUCCAGUGAUAAGAGAUAAAGAUUACCAUUUAAGGACCUACAAAUCUGUUGUAAUGGCCAACAAACUGAUAGACUGGUUGAUUGCACAGGGGGACUGCCGUACCAGAGAAGAGGCCAUGAUAUUUGGUGUCGGACUCUGUGACAAUGGAUUUAUGCACCAUGUCCUUGAAAAAAGUGAAUUCAAAGAUGAACCCCUACUUUUCCGUUUUUUUGCGGAUGAGGAAAUGGAAGGAUCCAAUAUGAAACAUCGACUUAUGAAACAUGAUUUAAAAGUUGUGGAAAAUGUUAUAGCUAAAUCAUUAUUGAUUAAAUCCAAUGAAGGCAGCUAUGGUUUUGGGUUAGAAGACAAAAAUAAAGUGCCAAUAAUUAAGUUGGUAGAAAAGGGGUCUAAUGCUGAGAUGGCUGGCAUGGAAGUUGGGAAAAAGAUUUUUGCUAUUAAUGGUGACCUAGUUUUUAUGAGACCUUUCAGUGAAGUGGAUUGCUUCCUGAAAUCAUGCUUAAACAGCAGAAAACCUCUCAGAGUUCUUGUGAGCACAAAGCCAAGGGAGACAGUGAAAAUCCCAGAUUCAGCUGAGGGACUUGGAUUCCAGAUCCGAGGGUAUGGGCCAUCCGUUGUGCACGCAGUAGGAAGAGGAACUGUGGCUGCAGCCGCUGGUCUUCACCCCGGACAGUGUAUUAUCAAAGUCAAUGGGGUCAAUGUCAGCAAAGAGACACAUGCCAGUGUCAUCGCACAUGUCACAGCCUGCCGGAAAUACAGGAGACCAAUGAAGCAAGAUUCCAUCCAAUGGGUUUAUAAUAGCAUUGAGAGCGCACAAGAAGACCUUCAAAAGGCGAACUCCAAACCCCCUGGAGAUGAAGCAGGGGACGCUUUCGACUGCAAAGUAGAAGAGGUGAUUGACAAGUUCAACACCAUGGCUAUCAUCGACGGGAAGAAGGAACACGUGAGUCUGACGGUGGAUAACGUCCAUCUGGAAUAUGGGGUCGUGUACGAGUAUGACAGCACAGCUGGGAUAAAGUGCAACGUGGUCGAGAAGAUGAUCGAGCCCAAAGGUUUCUUCAGCCUCACGGCCAAGUUCUCUCGUGUACUAAAGAACAGAGCCUGGCCCACCUUUAAACAAGCCAAAUCGAAAGUCUCCCCACUGCACAGCAGUGAUUUCUGCCCUACCAAUUGCCAUGUCAACGUGAUGGAAGUUUCUUACCCCAAGACGUCGACCUCCCUGGGGAGUGCAUUUGGGGUCCAGCUGGAUAGCAGGAAGCAUAAUUCUCACGAUAAAGAGAAUAAGUCUGAGCAAGGGAAGCUGAGCCCGAUGGUGUACAUUCAGCACACAAUUACAACCAUGGCGGCCCCUUCUGGCCUGUCUCUGGGGCAGCAGGAUGGGCAUGGUCUCCGGUAUUUGUUAAAAGAGGAAGACUUAGAAACCCAAGAUAUCUAUCAAAAACUGUUGUGCAAACUUCAGACGGCACUGAAAGAAGUGGAGAUGUGUGUUUGCCAAAUAGACGACCUUCUGUCUUCGAUAACGUAUUCGCCUAAAUUAGAACGUAAGACGUCAGAGUGCAUAGUCCCAACAGACAGCGACAAUGAGAAGGGAGAGAGAAACAGCAAACGAGUCUGUUUUAAUGUGGCAGGAGAUGAGCAGGAAGACUCAGGCCAUGAUACCGUGAGCAACCGAGACUCCUACAGCGACUGCAACAGCAAUAGGAAUUCCAUCGCCUCCUUCACUAGUAUUUGCAGCAGCCAGUGCAGCUCGUAUUUUCACAGUGACGAAAUGGACUCAGGUGAUGAACUUCCCCUGAGUGUUCGCAUUUCUCAUGAAAAACAGGAUAAGAUACAUAGUUGCCUUGAGCAUCUUUUCAGCCAGGUGGACUCCAUUACCAAUCUCCUAAAAGGGCAAGCUGUUGUGAGAGCCUUUGAGCAAACCAAGUACCUCACCCCAGGUCGAGGAUUACAAGAAUUUCAGCAGGAAAUGGAACCCAAGCUGAGCUGUCCAAAAAGGUUAAGACUUCACAUCAAGCAAGACCCUUGGAAUCUUCCCAGCAGCGUCCGGAGUCUUGCUCAGAACAUCAGAAAAUUUGUUGAAGUUAUUUGUAUGUCAGUUGGAGGUGGUGAAGAGUAUUCAGCAAAAUUACAGCAUAAUCCCAGUCACUACCAUUAUUUUAGGAUGUUUGACAACAGCAAGGAAAAUGAGAUGGAGACGUGGGAAGCCAGCAGACGGUGGCUGGACCAGAUAGCGAAUGCUGGUGUCCUUUUUCACUUUCAGUCUCUGCUGUCACCAAACUUGCAUGUCCUGAUUUUAGGAAGUAAUAGAACAUCAAAUGUCAUUUUAGAUGUUCCUCUUACAUAUCAAGUGGAAGGAAGCCGACAAGCUCUGAAAGUUUACUUCUACAUUGAUAGUUACCAUUUUGAACAAUUGCCUCAGCGGUUGAAAAACGGAGGAGGGUUCAAAAUCCAUCCUGUUCUUUUUGCACAAGCACUGGAGAGCAUGGAAGGAUAUUACUAUCGAGACAAUGUUUCAGUGGAAGAGUUUCAAGCCCAAAUCAAUGCCGCCUCAUUGGAAAAGGUCAAGCAAUACAAUCAGAAGCUCAGGGCAUUCUACUUGGACAAGUCAAAUUCACCGCCAAACUCCACAUCCAAAGCUGCCUAUGUCGAUAAGCUCAUGAGACCACUCAAUGCUUUGGAUGAACUUUACCGGCUGGUAGCCUCGUUCAUCAGAUCCAAGCGCACAGCUGCCUGUGUGAACACGGCGUGCAGUGCCUCAGGAGUGGGGCUGCUCUCAGUGUCCUCAGAGCUCUGCAGCAGGCUGGGGGCCUGUCACAUCAUCAUGUGCAACAGCGGCGUGCAUCGGUGCACCUUGAGCGUGACGGUGGAGCAAGCCAUUAUUCUGGCCAGAAGCCAUGGACUGCCACCUCGCUACAUUAUGCAGGCUACUGAUGUGAUGCGGAAGCAGGGAGCAAGAGUUCAGAACACAGCAAAGAAUUUGGGAGUCAGAGACCGGACCCCACAGUCUGCUCCCCGGCUGUACAAGCUGUGCGAGCCGCCUCCCCCCGCUGGAGAAGAAUAGAGAACCCCAAGGAACGGAGUGAGCAGACGCUUUGGGACACGGGACUAGACAAAGGGCAGUCUGGUGAAACAUUCUCCACGCAAGAUAAAGACAGGAAUUUUUUCUCGAAAUCUUUCAUCAUGGUGUAAAUAAGUCAUAGUCAGCUUGUACUUAGAUAUUUCUGCUGGAAAUGGAUAGAUGGUCAUUCAGACAGUUCAGCUCCAUACACAGAUCCCUCUAUGUAUUGACAUGACUCUUUAUUUUUAGGGUCCAAUUCAUCCCUGGAAAUGACAGGGGGGAAAAAAAAAAAACCUGAGGAAAACAGUGAACCAUUGUGCUUCCUGUCCCAUGUAUGAAAAUUAUUUUAUUGGGUUCUAUAUUUCACCUCCUCUGAAUGGGAGCACGUAAUCAUGGAUAUUUCCAUUUGAAGCGGUCUGUCACUGAAGAAACAUGGCCACAUUUUCUAACUCCUACAGAAAUGUUACAGACGACAGAGACCAAGUAGUUUCUGCGGGAAAAGUGAAGAGCGUGCUUUCCUCUUUCUAAGGACAUAUUUCUCAGUAGAGGAGAGAGCGAUGGAGGCCUCCAGCAAGACCUUCUUCCGGCUGCUUUUAGGCGUCUUUUAUGCUCCUGGACGGCUCCAGCAGCCAGUACUACUGUGGGUCUCAGAAAAGGGCAUGGCUCCCUUGGGCCACGCUUGCUCGUGCUGUGCCAGAGAUGUCAAGGAUCUGCUAGGGAUUGGGGAGCUGCGGAAUGGAAGGUGAGGGUGGGAAAACCAGCCAAUUAAAAAAACUCAACCUUUAACCUAGAUCCCCAAAACUCUUAAUUUUCUUAAAGCUUUCAGAGGAGAUGUCAGACUCUUAAGAGACUAUGCUUUGCUGAGUAUUUUUCUAUCAAGGUAUAUUAUAUAAGGUGUGAAAAUAAAGCUUUACUUGUUGAACUUUAAAAGGACUGCUAGAGACGUUGGUAAAUUUAUGGAAGCACAAGAUGUAUUCUAUUUUAAUUCUAAAGUCUAUGUAAUGUUUAUCCUUUCUACUUUGAUCAAAUAACAUUGGUGUUUUUAGCAUAGUGACUAUGGUAUUAUAAUAUUGAUUUGAAAUCCAUAAUUUUCAAAACAAUUAAGAUGCCCUUAUUGGGAUUGUGAUAACUAUUUGGAUUUAGACUUAUUUAGUAUGUGAACUGCUUUUCAUAACUAAAGUAUAUAAAAACCAUUAUUAAAUUUUAAUUUAUAAAAUUUGUCCUUGGUUUUCAAACUAUCAUUAAAAACCUUCAUUACUAGCAGUUGUGUAUUUAAUAACAAAAAUGCUGUUUAUAUAUGACUGAGGUACUUACAUACCUGUCAAGGUGAUGAUUAUUGUUAUUUGGCACAGAAACUUUUAAGACUUUUGCAAUAAGGCCAUAGUAUAGUGAAAAAUAAAGAACAUCAGAGUUUUCAAAGAAAAGGUUGAACACUUGGAAUUUAAUUAAGAUUAAAUUAAUCUUAAAUCUGACCCUAAAAUGAAUAUCAAUAUUAGGUACAUCCUUAACUUAAAACGACUUGACAUUCUCGAUAUUAUCAGCAAGUGAAUCCUAAAGGUCCAUGAUAUUAGUAAAUUGUGAUUUUCCUGUACUGAAAAUUUCAUUAUGUUCCAUGUAGGGCUAAUGAGUGAGCAAAUCUGAUUAACCAGCAAGUACUUUUCACAUUAUCAUUAAUGUUUUCUAAUUACUCUCCUGGAAGCAGUAAUUUCUUAGAAGGAUGAAGGGUCCCUUAACCAUUUAAUUCGCACUUUGCUGUGUUUCAUGGGGGUAAUUAUCUGCUAUUGUGGUAUUUAUAAAUUAGCAUAUUUUUCAGGAUCUGCUCUCUCUGCAAUAUAAUGUGUUUACUAUUAUUUUAAGGGUUCAACAGUGUAAGUGUACCAUCUUCUUUAAUAAGUGCUUGGCAUUUACUAAAUGCCCCAAAGUUAGUAAUGGUUUAUCUGAUCAUUAGUCACUGUCUGUUUCGAUGGUAAUAAACGUUUCAGAUAAAACUUAAGUAAUUACUGUGGGCCAAACAAUACGUCCAAGUCCUACUGGACUGUUGUUAUUGCUUCACUCUUUCUCAUAUUGACAAUUUGAGGUGGUACUCUUUUCAUCACCCCCUUUUUACAGUUGAACUGAAGCCAAGAAUGGCCCAGUGACUUGCCCAAGACUACAUGACUGCCAAGUAAAUAGAAUCAGGAUUUGAACCCAGGAAGUGUGCCUUCUUAAUACAUUACGCUGCUUCUUAGGACCGCAAGAACUGUUGUAAUAUAACCAAUCAUUUGUUAGUAAAGUGGGAAUUAUGUGGAGUGUGUUGCCAUUAAAUUAUACAUCUUAUAUGGAGAAAAAAAGUGAAGGGGAAUAUGGAAAA